AUGAGUGUUCCUCCGCAGUAAUGAUAGUUGUUGUACUGCACAGAGGCCUGGUACUUUAUGGAAUAGGGCUCAACCUCCUGUCCUCCAAUGAUUCUCUGCUGCAGCGAGCCUGUGGAUGAGGUCUGGACUUUGUUCAGGGGCGCAUUGUUGGUGGAUAUACCCCCUCGCCAAAUUCAAUCAAAUACAUAGUGUCGUUACAGACCUCAAAAGGGCAGCACUUCUGUGGAGGAUCUCUGGUCCAUAAGUACUGGGUGCUUACAGCCGCCCAUUGCAAUAUUGGGAAGGAUAAGAUGAUGGUGGUGGCUGGAGACUAUACUCUAGGUGUUUAUGAGGGGACAGAGCAGUACUCCAAGCCUCUGUCACUCAUCCCGCACCCUCUCUACAACAGGAGCACCAAUAAUGCAGAUAUUAUGCUCAUAAAGCUUAGUUCGCCUAUAGAGCUGAACAGGUACGUGUCGCUCGCCCCACUCCCCAAACAGAACACAGGGCUGUUGGCGGGCAGAAUGUGCCGGGUGUCUGGAUGGGGCUCCACCAGCCACAGUGGAGGUCUGAACCCUCUCACCCUGCGUACGGUCAAACUCCCCAUCGUCUCCACCUCCAAGUGCAACAGCAGUGACUCCUUCAGCGGAAACAUCACAACAAACAUGAUCUGCGCGGGGUCCAGAAUGGGAGGAAAAGAUGCGUGUAAGGGGGACUCCGGAGGGCCGCUGGUGUGUGAUGGACGGGUCUACGGCCUGGUCUCUUGGGGAAAUGGCUGUGGAGAUCCAAAGUUUCCAGGGGUGUAUACGGCCGUGUCCCGGUUCCGCCGGUGGAUUGACCAGACCAUAUACAGCCCAUACUCACGAUGCCUUAAGUCAGCUGGUCUUUUCAGCAGGGAAGACUAAACUUGUGUUUGCAUUCAUGCAACGUGCAAACAAUAUUCUUUAAUUAUAGGUACCUUUAUCCCUGUCGACUUUUUGAAAAUAAAGUCUCCUAAAACAUGCAUUUCA
Molecule: messenger RNA, 989 nt
Organism: Ctenopharyngodon idella (grass carp)
Lineage: Eukaryota; Metazoa; Chordata; Actinopteri; Cypriniformes; Xenocyprididae
Product: trypsin-3
Exons: 5
Coding region: 291-884 (197 amino acids)
Biological process (GO): proteolysis
Molecular function (GO): serine-type endopeptidase activity
Source: RefSeq, a predicted model, not a curated record